AUGUCCAACCCCUUCUGCGAUAACUAUGUAGACGACGCCUCUACUCCGCCCACCUCGCCAAUCUCCGAUGGCAUAUCUGAGCCUAUCGAUUGGAAUAGCCGUAACUUGGUGUAUCUUCUCAGCGUCUUGAGACCCGAAGAGGUUGCAGCCGAUAUACUCGUCUUCAAUCCUCCACUUGAGGCUCUAGAGGACCUUACAUACCCCUUCCAUCUGCAGAUCCACAAGAAGGCUGUUUCCACUCGCAUCGACAGUCAUCCCUAUUUUAGGGACACUCACAUCUGCACCAGGCGUUCUCAACCAUGCACGUUGGUCGCUGAAUCAAACCGCGAGUGCAUGAGCCCAGAACUCGCUCGUCGCUCCCUCGCCCACGAUCUGCUCUCCAAUACCGAGCUUGUCGACGCUACCAUCGCCAGACACAACGCACUUUGGGUCAUUCAUAACAGCGAUGUGUCUACAUUGGAGUCUAUACUACGCGCCAUGUGCGAGAUGAUCACUAUUGCCGAUGACGAGUGGCAGGGUCGCCUCGAUCAGCUGUGCGGCAUGGCCGCUGGAGACUACACUGGCCAAUGUGUCGAUGGAGACUGUUCCGCAGAGACACGUUUGGAGUACCAUCUUUUGAUGACAGGCAGGAUUGCUUUGGAGGAUUGGAUUCGGUGUGUCGGUGCUUGCUUGGGCAUGGACUCUGAGAAAGAAAGGGCAGCGCACGCAGAGAUUUACGACGAGGCAGGCAGCUUCCUUGGUAGGGCAUUCUAUCAGAUGGUAGGUUAG
Alternaria arborescens is the source of this 768-nucleotide messenger RNA. RefSeq lists its product as hypothetical. Bases 1 to 768 code for a protein of 255 amino acids. The transcript has a single exon. Lineage: Eukaryota; Fungi; Ascomycota; Dothideomycetes; Pleosporales; Pleosporaceae. The record is from RefSeq and is a predicted model, not a curated record.